CCCAUCCGUGAUUGGUCCGCCCCUCAGGUUAAACUUAAAAGCCCAGGUUACCCCAGAAAUCUGUAUCGCAUAAUCACGGUGACAAUGAAGCUGAAGAGCUGGGAUCCGUGGCUGGGCUAUGUGCUUGCGCUUCACUUCCGGACCCUAGUACUCUGGGGCGACUUUGGGGCCAUGGCACUGGACAAUGGCUUGGCGAGAACACCUACUAUGGGCUGGCUGCAUUGGGAGCGUUUCAUGUGCAAUGUUGACUGCCAGGAAGAGCCGGAUUCAUGCAUCAGUGAGCAGCUCUUUAUGCAGAUGGCAGAGCUCAUGGUCUCAGAUGGCUGGAAGGAUGCAGGUUAUGAGUAUGUCUGCAUUGAUGACUGUUGGAUGGCUCCCCAAAGAAAUUCAUUAGGCCAACUUCAGGCAGACCCUCAGCGCUUUCCUGGAGGGAUCCGCAGACUAGCUAAUUAUGUCCACAGCAAAGGACUGAAGCUAGGGAUUUAUGCGGAUGUUGGAAAUAAAACUUGUGCAGGCUACCCUGGGAGUUUUGGACACUAUGACAUUGAUGCUCAGACCUUUGCUGAGUGGGGAGUAGAUCUGCUAAAAUUUGAUGGUUGUCACUGUGACAGUAUAAAGCAUUUGGCAGAUGGUUAUAAGUACAUGUCCUUGGCCCUGAACAGAACUGGCAGAAGCAUUGUAUACUCCUGUGAGUGGCCUCUUUAUAUGUGGCCCUUUCAUAAGCCUAAUUACACAAAAAUCCGACAGUACUGCAAUCACUGGAGAAAUUUUGCUGAUGUUUAUGAUUCUUGGGAAAGUGUGAAGAGUAUCUUGGACUGGACAUCUUCUAACCAAGAGAAAAUUGUUAAUUUUGCUGGACCAGGGGGUUGGAAUGACCCAGAUAUGUUAGUGAUUGGCAACUUUGGCCUCAGCUGGGAUCAGCAAGUAACUCAGAUGGCCCUCUGGGCUAUCAUGGCAGCUCCUUUACUCAUGUCUAAUGACCUCCGACACAUAAGCCCUCAAGCCAAAACUCUACUUCAGGAUAAAGAUGUGAUUGCCAUCAACCAAGACCCCUUGGGCAAGCAGGGGUACCGCCUUAGAAAGGAAAACAACAUUGAGGUAUGGGAACGACCGCUCUCAAACUUAGCCUGGGCUGUAGCUAUGACAAACCUACAGGAAAUUGGUGGACCUUGUUCUUACAUCAUCUCAAUUGCUUCCCUGGGUAAAGGAGUGGCCUGUAAUCCUGGUUGCUUUAUCACACAGCUCCUCCCUGUGAAAAUGGAGCUUGGGUUCCAUGAAUGGACUUCAAGCUUAAAAACUCGUAUAAAUCCCACAGGCACAGUUUUGUUUCGGCUAGAAGCAAAAAGAAGACUGCAUCAAAAAGCUUAAAUGUACUUUAAGUUGUAUACUUUCUCCAAAGUGACAAGCCCACUUUUCUAUUUUUUUUCCUCCAUUUCCACUUUAAAAAGCUCUGUUUCCUUGAAUAAAAUUUCUCAAAGUUGGAAGUUUAAAAGAGCUACUUCAAAAGUUAUUCUAAAAAGAGAAUUGUUUGGAGAAGGGCUUAAAACUAAUGCACUAAGAAAUAACAGCCAUAAUUCAUUGGAUACUUCUGUGCCAGAUUCUAAUAAAUGCUUUCAAGGUGCUGAUUUAUUUUAACCCUCCGUCCUGAAGUAGGCAGUUAUUCAUUGUACUACAGAACCUGGACUUAAACCCCAGCUGUUAAUCACUACUGCCAAACAAGGUACUUGGAUGGUUCUACUUAUAAUUUCAGUGCAAAUGGAAAAUAAAAUCUGCUGUCUCAGUAAGACAAGA
This is a messenger RNA of Marmota monax (woodchuck), 1791 nucleotides long. RefSeq names its product galactosidase alpha (gene Gla). Gene Ontology annotation, molecular function: alpha-galactosidase activity. Gene Ontology annotation, cellular component: cytoplasm. The transcript has 7 exons. Gene Ontology annotation, biological process: oligosaccharide metabolic process; glycoside catabolic process; glycosylceramide catabolic process. Bases 85 to 1368 code for a protein of 427 amino acids. The record is from RefSeq and is a predicted model, not a curated record. Lineage: Eukaryota; Metazoa; Chordata; Mammalia; Rodentia; Sciuridae.